This is a messenger RNA of Zymoseptoria tritici IPO323, 999 nucleotides long. RefSeq lists its product as uncharacterized. Gene Ontology annotation, biological process: proteolysis. The transcript is spliced from 4 exons. The record is from RefSeq and is a predicted model, not a curated record. Gene Ontology annotation, molecular function: serine-type peptidase activity; feruloyl esterase activity. The coding region runs from base 1 to 999 and encodes 332 amino acids. NCBI's taxonomy places the organism in Eukaryota, Fungi, Ascomycota, Dothideomycetes, Mycosphaerellales, Mycosphaerellaceae.
AUGUUCAAAGCUAUCCUGCUCAGCGGAUAUGUCAUCUCCUUGGCGGCAGCAUCGACUCUACCACAGCGUCGUGCUUCGGGCACAUGUGCUGCGCACAAGGACCACGAACCGGGAUAUAAUGGUAACCCGGACACUCAUCACAUCAUCAACACGGGCGAUGCCCCAAACGAGCAAAGGAACUACAGCAUUUGGAUUCCCGAAGACUACAACGAUCAGCCUGCCAAACUCUGGCCAUUGAUCAUCGACUUCCACGGACAUGGUGGAUCUCCAAUUCUCCAACACAACAACUCCCUGUAUUACAAGAAUUCUCGUGGCAAGGAAUACAUUGUAGCUUAUCCGGAAGGCGUGAUCGGGAAGACAGAUGAGGAGAGAGCAUGGUUCGGACCCAAUUAUGCCAAUACUGGCAAGGAAGAAGACUUCAGUUUCGUGACAAAGCUUGUGUCGCACCUCAAAGACGAGUAUUGUAUUGACCCAGACCGGGUCUAUGCCUCCGGCAAGAGCAAUGGCGGUGGCUUCGUCGACACGCUGGCAUGCGACGAUAAUGGAGAUCAAUUCGCAGCAUUCGCCAUGGCGGCAGCCGCUUUGUACACGGACAACGAAAAGGGGAACUGCCCGAAGAAGCGAGCUAUUCUUGAAGCGCACGGCGACAAAGACGGUAUCAUUCCUUACCCUGGAAAGGACACUAGUCAGGGCAAGACGCCACGCAUUGGCGAAUGGACCACCUGGUGGAAAGAAAGAACUUGCAGUGCAUCGACCCCGCGGGACACCAUAUCCAGCCCGCCGGACAACUACGAUAUCAGGUCCUACUCUUGCGAUUCCCGUUCUGGUGUAGUGCAGCAAUACCAUGGGACAGAACUGGGUCACUGCUGGCCGAUCAUGGAAGGCAGUAAUACGGACUCUGGCAAGAAGAACUGCACUGAUCGCUCCUUGGACUUUACGGAGAAGGUCAUUGACUUCUUUGAGAAGUGGGAUUUGACUACGGCACCGUCGAACAAGUAA